UAGCCAGGGUGACAGAGUGAGACCCUGUCUCAAAGAAAUUUAAAAAAUUACUAACUAUGAUAAAAGAGCAACUAGAAGAUGUAAGUAAACUCCAUAUGGAACCCUAGGGCUGAGGGAGGGUACUGGAGGAAGGACAGACUUAGAAGGGGUUCAGGGCUCACGGGGGAAGGUGGGGUUCAGCCCUCAGACAGCAGAGAAGGUGGCUAAUUUGCCCAGGCCUGAGCUGGUGUGCCACUGCCAUAGGCCACCUCCAAGUACAGGUGGGGAGGGCGCCCGGCAACCUGGGGUGGGGACACGGUGGGUGUCACGUGCAGGUGUAGGCAGGAGGCCAUCAGAGCACUGGGGUCCCUGUGCAGGACUCUGGUUUCCUUGUUGAGAGGGCUGUGGAAAGGUUAUGGCCAGGUGGAGGCUGCGAGGUCACAGGAGACCCUCGUCCUGGGUCUGUGGCUGGGGCAGGACUCCAAUGAUUGUCCUCACAUCACAUAGCUGACCAGACUAGGGCAGGAAAACUGCAGGAGAAAACUUCUUUCUCCCACAUCGUUCCUCCAGUGCCCUCUACUGAGAUAGCUCAGCGCUGUGCUCACUCUAAAGAAGCAAUGCUGUGUUUUCCAGACAGUGUACAUGAAAGGGUGCACUCAGCCCUGAGAGCGAUGCAUUUAUGACUGACACUCCUCCCCACCACAGGGUAGAAGGGGUCACAGCUGCCAUGGCCUCGGAAGACAUAGGGUCAACUCCCUGCCCCUCCACUUAUUAGCUAUGGGCAAGUAACUUAACCUCUCUGAACCUCAGUUUCCUCAUUUGCAAAAGGGGAGAAUAAUGUUCACUUUCAGGACUGUUAGGUGGACAAGUGAUGAAUAGCAAGCUACUAGCACAGCACCUGGGUUCUAAUAGGCAAUAACUAAAUUGUAUUUGGUACGGAACACAGUCCUAAAACUUUAUUCUGCUUCUCUGAAACUUUGCAGGCACCACAUCACAUAAAAAUUUACAUUAAAAAUUCUUUGAAAUGUGGAAAGAGCUAUAAAUGCCUAUGAAUCAUCUCUUUUCACAAAAAUGCGGUUUUUCAGUAUUUCAGUGCCAGAACGUACUUCAGCUAUUUGCAAGGAAGUCACCUGUGCAAUGCCUGUGUUUUUAUAUGUGUGUUUGUUUCCAAUGUCUUCAUUCCCUCUGUGGCUAAAGAGGACACUCUUAAUUUCCUUCUCUCUGACUUGGAGGCAUGUACCCCUACUUUUCUUCAUAUGCAUAGUUUUCUCAGCACAUUGCUAAAUUAAAUAACCAUCCUAGGCUACAUUCACAGAAUGAAAUACUUUGUACCAGAUAGACAGAGGAAGGGGCCGGAUGCGGGGAGGGGUGGCUCACAGUGACCCUCCCGUGGCAACUGUGGGUCCUCCAGCUGAAGGGCAGGGAGCUGGGGGAAGGCCCUCUGGACUUUUUGUGCAGAUGCCACUGCAGUAUUUCUCUCACCUCACAUUGCCCGAAACCAGCUCCUAUGUUCUAAGAGUUAACUGAGAUGACUGAAGAAAAGAAGUUUGAAUCCUGAGGAAUAGUCUGCAAUGGUCCAAGAAAAGCUGAACCCCAGAAACUCUAAGAGGCCACCCUGAUUUCGGAGAUGGGCAAAUGUGAAAGAAUGUGUGGCUUAAGACUGAUGGAACGUGGUACACCCAGAAGGGUUAAGAGUGUCACUGUGAUCCUCUGUACCUGAAACCUACAUUCAAGGGAGUUGAGCCAACAAAUGAUAUGAGGCACAAAACGUCUUCCUGAAUUCAGAUGUGUGGGAGCCCAGGCUCAGGUGGGGCACCAACUUCCCUCCUGUUGUCCCAGACACCUGAGAAAUCUGAUCUGGGAGCCACGUCACUCAAGGGGCAUAAACUGACUGACAGUUUCAGCAAGAGAAAAGGCACAUGUGCUAAGCAUGUCUUUUUGUUCUGAUGCUCACAAUCUGGGCUCUGAUGACACUGGAGGGCCUGUCCCUCCCAGGGCCAGCGGAUUUCUACAGAUAAUGAAGGACUCAACUGUGAGUGUUCCUUUCCUAUGCAAACCACCCAAUCCAGAGCCCACAGCCGCACCUCUUCUCUCUGGAUUUCAAACUCAAGGCCACUGUCUCCCUGGCCUAAUCACCUCAAGUACCAGACACCCCCCGAACUGCACCAGACAACCAAAGACAACCUCUCUGCCCAGAGCCUGCUGAAAUUCUUCAAACUCGCCAAUCCUAAGCCUGCCUACCCUUCCUCCCCGGUACCUUCCUGCGGGAAAAACAAGGCUUUGCCCACAUCUUCUCCUCGCUCCCUCUGCUGCCUGAGCAACCCUGGCGCUUCCCCACGUGGCCCCCAGGGCCUGGUGCACCCACCUCCUUGUGCGAUCUUUUCUAAAUGGAAUCUGGACACUUUGGCCUUCCAGGAACUGAAGUCAGAGGUAACUGAGGUUCCUGCUUCCCAAAUCUUGAAGGAGAGUCCAUCUGGCCAUCCUAGGAAUGAAGAGGGAGAUGAUGGAUGUGGAGAACUAGUUUGGGUAGGAGAGCCCCUCACUCUGAGAACAGCGGAAAGCAUCACCGGCAAGUACGGCGUGUGGAUGCGAGACCCCAAGCCCACCCACCCCUACACCCGCGAGACCACGUGGAGGAUCGACACGGUCGGCUCGGACGUGCGCCGGGUGUUCGAGUACGACCUCAGGAGCCGGUUCGCGCAGGGCUACCCCUCGCGGGUGCACGUGCUGCCGCGGCCGCUGGAGAGCACGGGCGCCGUGGUGUAUGAGGGGAGCCUCUAUUUCCAGGGCGCCAGGUCCAGAACCGUGGUAAGGUAUGACCUGAACACCGAGACCGUGAGGGCGGAGAGGGACGUCCCUGGAGCCGGCUACCACGGGCAGUUCCCGUACUCUUGGGGUGGCUACACAGACAUCGACUUGGCUGUGGACGAGGGUGGACUCUGGGUCAUCUACAGCACUGAGGAGGCCAAAGGCGCCAUCGUGCUCUCCAGACUGAACCCAGAGAAUCUGGAACUUGAACAAACCUGGGAGACUAACAUCCGCAAGCAGUCGGUGGCCAACGCCUUCAUCAUCUGCAGCACCCUGUACACCGUCAGCAGCUACUCCUCCGCCGACGCCACGGUCAACUUCGCUUAUGACACAGGCACAGGGAGCAGCAAGACCCUGGCCAUCCCAUUCAAGAACCGCUACAAGUACAACAGCAUGAUCGACUACAACCCCCUGGAGAAGAAGCUCUUUGCCUGGGACAACUUCAACAUGGUCACCUACGACAUCGAGCUCUCCAAGGUGUGAAACGCCUCCAAGCUAUACCAGCAAAGGCAGAAGGAGAGUUCAGGGUCCAGCAUGGAGCAGGCUGAAGGCAGAGCCAGCCAGCCGGAGCCCAGGCGGCCUUCUCUGCUUUCCAAGCUUUCAUUCAUCCAAAGAAUGUGCAUGGUCACCAUCUGACUAUGCAGGAAUAGCAAUCUGAGGGUAUAGACGAUUGCAUAUUACAAUAGAUAUUCUUUUCUUCUAUCAGCAUUUAAAGGGAUGUUUAACUGAGACGGUUCAAGUUUUCUGGUGAUUUGGGGCAACAGCUAUAAGGCACGGUAGUUUCUUCGUGAAAACCAUUGCUCUUGCAUGUUGCAUGGGUACCAUAAGCCACAAUAAAAAGCAUCAGGUCUAAAGGAAGCAGAACAGUUCUUGUGGCUGGCACUGAACAUAUGUAAGAUGUGUUUACUACAACUGGCUUCUAAUGCUUCAGAUGGAAUCCAGUUGGGUGUUACAUAACCCUUUGCCUUGUGAAAUAAAAUUAUCUUAUCCAA
Messenger RNA from Lemur catta (Ring-tailed lemur), 3779 nucleotides. It is a transcript of the gene MYOC, whose product is annotated as myocilin. Gene Ontology annotation, cellular component: Golgi apparatus. The transcript has 4 exons. Lineage: Eukaryota; Metazoa; Chordata; Mammalia; Primates; Lemuridae. The coding region runs from base 2029 to 3270 and encodes 413 amino acids. The record is from RefSeq and is a predicted model, not a curated record. Gene Ontology annotation, biological process: osteoblast differentiation; signal transduction.